This is a messenger RNA of Saccharomyces mikatae IFO 1815, 285 nucleotides long. It is a transcript of the gene ISD11, whose product is annotated as Isd11p. Gene Ontology annotation, cellular component: L-cysteine desulfurase complex; mitochondrion. The coding region runs from base 1 to 285 and encodes 94 amino acids. Lineage: Eukaryota; Fungi; Ascomycota; Saccharomycetes; Saccharomycetales; Saccharomycetaceae. The transcript has a single exon. The record is from RefSeq and is a predicted model, not a curated record. Gene Ontology annotation, biological process: iron-sulfur cluster assembly.
AUGCCUGGUUUUACAGCUCCAACAAGAAGACAGGUGUUGUCUUUAUACAAGGAGUUUAUCAAGAAUGCCAAUCAGUUCAAUAAUUACAACUUCAGAGAGUACUUCUUAACUAAAACAAGGAAUACUUUUAAAAAAAACAUUAACUUGGAAGAUCCAAAGGUGCUAAUGAACCUAUUCAAGGAAGCUAAGAAUGAAUUGGGUGUUUUGAAAAGACAGUCUGUUAUUUCCCAGAUGUACACGUUUGACCGACUAGUCGUUGAACCUUUGCAAGGAAGAAAACAUUAA